CUUGGUAGUAAUGAAUGAUUGCCAGACCUGCAGUAUUGCGCGUUCAGUACUGGCGCGGUUCAGGAUAGAGCUUGGGUUUAACUUGCUCGUCGAGUAAAGCGAAGACAGGCGCUCAUUGAAGGUGAGGGCCGGGAACAAGCUGUAACUUGAAUCUCCGACUUUAGUGUGAUUAUCACUCUUACGCCUCAAUGGCUGGCCCGCCCGUGUUUCUUUCUUCUCUUUUGAACCGGUACAAUCCAUCUAUCGAACAGUCAACACCCUUUGUCACCCUGACUUUUGCACAAUCUCUUGAUGCGAAAAUUGCAGGCAAAGGUGGAAAACAGCUCAUCUUGAGCGGAAAAGAGAGCAUGGUGAUGACACACUGGAUGCGAACAAUGCAUGACGGGAUACUAAUCGGUAUUGGUACAGCGUUGAACGACGACCCACAAUUGAACACCCGACAUCUUCCUCCCAAAGAUCCUGAUCCCUCUGUAAAUGACCACAAUAACUCAUACAACCUUCCUCGUCCAAUGAUCCUCGAUACGAAGUUACGCUUGAAUCCCCAUUGCAAGUUGUUGAAGAAUUAUGCCGCAGGCGCAGGACGGAGACCCUGGCUUAUUUGUGCUGAACCCUCACAAACCAGCGAAAGGACAGAAUGGUUGACUCGUAGGAAUACAUUGGAGAAAGCAGGAGCAAGAAUGGUUGUUCUAGAAACUGGUCAUGACACCGAAGGCUAUCUCCCUAUAUCGCUUGUUUUACAAACCGUGUAUAAACUUGGGAUACGCUCUGUCAUGGUCGAAGGUGGUGCCCAAGUCAUUCGAUCAUUCUUCUCACAGCAGAAUGAUACACUUCCGACGCGUUCGCUCGUCGAUACAGCAAUUAUCACUAUUGCGCCAAUCUUUGUGGGUGAAGAUGGUGUAUCUUAUAAUGUUGAAACAGGCCCGUUUACUACCUUCAAGUACGCAUCCACGGAAAUAUUUGGCCAGGAUUCAGUAGUUGGGCUAAUCGCUGCUUAACUUAUAAAGUACCUGCACGGUUCUGCCCAUAAUUUUGAUCGUUUGUAGGGCAAACGUUGAUCUGACAUACGUGCUACGUUGAUUUCGGCAUUUUGCCUCAUAUACAACGAUAAUCGCUUC
Messenger RNA from Lentinula edodes (shiitake mushroom), 1115 nucleotides. RefSeq names its product dihydrofolate reductase-like domain-containing protein. Gene Ontology annotation, molecular function: 5-amino-6-(5-phosphoribosylamino)uracil reductase activity. The record is from RefSeq and is a predicted model, not a curated record. The transcript has 5 exons. NCBI's taxonomy places the organism in Eukaryota, Fungi, Basidiomycota, Agaricomycetes, Agaricales, Omphalotaceae. Bases 189 to 995 code for a protein of 268 amino acids. Gene Ontology annotation, biological process: riboflavin biosynthetic process.